UUCUCUUUCCCUCCAGCCCUUCUCUAGAGUGUGUCUGCAGGAUUCGGAGCUUCUCGGGUGCUGAGAUUUGAAAGAGAACCUUCUCCACCCCCACCUUACGUGUGACAAUUCUUUUCUAUCAGAACUCGGCGUGCGUGUCUUUGCUUGGUGAAGACAAGAUGGACAGAUUCCUGGUGAAAGGGGCUGUCAGGGGCCUUACGGGAGAGAGCAAAGGAGAGCAGACCGGAGGAGGCCCAGCAGGGGUGGGAGAAGAGGAGGGAAACAGCAGGAAAAAGCCCAGGAGAGCAGCCCCGGGGAAUGGAGUCGACUCCACACGCCCCAGCUGGAGGCACAUUCGAGCCGAGGGCCUGGACUGCGAUUACACGGUCCUGUUUGGCAAAGCGGAAGCAGAUGAGAUUUUCCAAGAGCUGGAGAAAGAAGUGGAGUAUUUUACAGGUGCACUGGCCAGGGUCCAGGUGUUUGGGAAGUGGCACAACGUGCCCAGGAAGCAGGCGACUUACGGCGACAUUGGGCUGACCUACACCUUUUCAGGCCUUACUCUGUCUCCGAAGCCCUGGAUCCCCAUCCUAGAGCGCGUCCGGGAUUGUGUUUCUUUGGUGACUGGGCAGACCUUCAACUUUGUGCUUGUCAACAGGUACAAAGACGGCUGUGACCACAUCGGUGAGCACAGGGACGAGGAGCGCGAACUGGCCCCUGGGAGCCCCAUCGCCUCUGUCUCCUUCGGGGCGUGCAGAGACUUCUUUUUCCGACACAAGGAUUCCCGGGGGAAGCGCCCCUCCCGGAGGCUGGGCGUGGUCAGGCUUCAGCUGGCCCACGGAAGCUUACUCAUGAUGAACCCCCCGACCAACACCCACUGGUAUCACAGUCUCCCUGUCCGCAAGAAGGUUCUGGCUCCCCGGGUCAAUUUGACAUUUCGGAGAAUCCUGCCUGCUACCAAGUGAAAAACGUUUUUAACAGU
This is a messenger RNA of Vicugna pacos (alpaca), 958 nucleotides long. NCBI's taxonomy places the organism in Eukaryota, Metazoa, Chordata, Mammalia, Artiodactyla, Camelidae. The record is from RefSeq and is a predicted model, not a curated record.